Spinacia oleracea (spinach) is the source of this 878-nucleotide messenger RNA. RefSeq names its product protein DESIGUAL 2. Bases 196 to 744 code for a protein of 182 amino acids. The record is from RefSeq and is a predicted model, not a curated record. NCBI's taxonomy places the organism in Eukaryota, Viridiplantae, Streptophyta, Magnoliopsida, Caryophyllales, Amaranthaceae. The transcript has 3 exons.
AGUAUGCCUUAAAACUUUAUUCUAUAUUCUCUGCUUCUUAAGGACUCCCCCUUUCCCCUGUUCUUUCCCUGUUAUAUAUAAAUUACGCGUAAGUUGUUGUAGGAAACACUCAAUCCUUUCCAUCAUUAGUUAAUCUCAAGCUCGAUCUUCAUCCCUAAAACCUUAGCGCGCGCUUCAGGCUAUUUGUAUCAGAAAAUGGCACUGAUGUCAAAAAGAAUGGGGCCUGUAAUCUGUCUUUUGAUCAUGGUUAUGGAUAUUGUGGCCGGGAUACUAGGCAUUGAAGCUCAAGUCGCUCAAAACAAGGAAAGGAAUAUGAGAGUGUGGAUAUUCGAGUGUAGGGAACCGAGUGAAGCAGCUUACAAGCUUGGAUUGGCAGCUUGUAUAUUGCUAGCAAUAGCUCAUAUAAUUGCUAAUGUACUUGGUGGAUGUGUUUGCAUAUCAUCUACAGAAGAGUAUACUAGAUCCUCCCCUAACAAACAAAUAGCUGCGGCUUCUCUUAUUUUCUCUUGGAUUAUAUUGUUCAUCGCCUUCUCCCUACUCGUUCUAGGGACAGUAUCGAACUCAAGAUCAAGACAAACUUGCGGAUUCUCACACAAACAUUUAUUUGUGAUAGGAGGGAUCCUUUGUUUCGUUCAUGGAUUGUUUCUUGUUGCUUACUAUGUUGGUGCAAGUGCAGCUAGAGCUGAAGAUGACCAUAUAUUCAAGCAACAAAGACCUGCUGGUCCCUUCCCACUUCCUGUCUAAAUAUUUAUUCUUUCCCUCAUUUUUUUUCCAGUGUUAUUAUUCUCUCCAAUUUGUUAAACUUAAGGGGAUAAUUGUUUGGCCCUCUCCCGCUUUUGACUUUACUUAAUUGCACAUGUAAUUGACUACUUGCCUAA